UCUAUUCAAUUGAGGAUCUAGCACAGUUGAUAUAUGAUCUCAAAUGUGCCAAUCCCGAAGCUAGAGUCAGUGUGAAACUUGUCUCUGAGGCGGGUGUGGGCAUCAUUGCAUCGGGUGUUGUGAAAGGAAAUGUGGAUCAUCUUACGAUAUCGGGUCACGAUGGUGGCACUGGCGCUUCCAGCUGGACUGGCAUCAAACAUGCUGCUUUACCAUGGAAGCUUGGCGUCGCUGAAACUCAUCAAGUUCUCACAAUGAAUAACCUUUGGAGCCGAGUCAAAGCUAAUGCUCAAGCUACAAGCUGA
Strongylus vulgaris is the source of this 302-nucleotide messenger RNA. NCBI's taxonomy places the organism in Eukaryota, Metazoa, Nematoda, Chromadorea, Rhabditida, Strongylidae. The record is from the annotation of a GenBank genome assembly.